Pyricularia grisea is the source of this 231-nucleotide messenger RNA. RefSeq lists its product as uncharacterized. The record is from RefSeq and is a predicted model, not a curated record. The transcript has 3 exons. Bases 1 to 231 code for a protein of 76 amino acids. Lineage: Eukaryota; Fungi; Ascomycota; Sordariomycetes; Magnaporthales; Pyriculariaceae.
AUGCACAAUCCGCCGAGCCAGGACAUGCGUAGUGACAAGGCUUGCUCAGCUCUAGCUGUUGGGUGGCCGACGCUGUGCUCUCCAUUAUUCUGGCUUGACAGUGGUGGCGAGCUCGGUCCUCGGGAUGAAUGUGACCCUUUUUUUGCUCAGCUUGCAUAUCCGGGGUUUUGGCGAGCCUCCUAUCUGCAUAGCGGUGAUGAGAGGCGACCAAUGGCAGUGGGCGCAUGCUGA